Molecule: messenger RNA, 763 nt
Organism: Pyrus x bretschneideri (Chinese white pear)
Lineage: Eukaryota; Viridiplantae; Streptophyta; Magnoliopsida; Rosales; Rosaceae
Product: glycine-rich cell wall structural protein 2-like
Exons: 1
Coding region: 55-462 (135 amino acids)
Source: RefSeq, a predicted model, not a curated record
GCAUGCAAAAAAACCUAACUCACACAUACUAGCUUUCACACAACCUAACCGAAAAUGCAGCUCAAUAUUUUUCACUUCACGCUCUUCCUUUUUCUUUUGAUCGCUGCCGCUUCUUGUUCUAGGGAAAUCUCCUCAAGGAAGAACGAGGAGACCCCAAGCAGCGGUAGCGGUUCAGCCUACGGGCCGAACUGGGGCUAUAAUUGGGGGUGGAGUACGACCCCAGAUGGCGGAUUGGGUUAUGGGUCAGGAUACGGGAGGUCGCCAACUGGGUAUGGAAGGGGGUACGGUUUUGGGUUUGGUUCUGGGGAUGGACAUGGCUCUGGGUCAGGCUACGGGUCUGGGAGUGGUGGGGCUCAUGGCGGCGGCUAUGGGUCUGGGGGUGGUGGAGCUCAUGGUGGCAGCUAUGGGUCUGGGGGUGGUUAUGGUGAAGGUGAUGGUGGAGCUGGUGGAGGUGGAGGUUGAGGAAGAAACAAGCACGGCUGAUAAGAUAUUGGCCGAGAGUUUAGGGUUUCAUGAGCCCCAGAGGCCAGUGUGUAGUGUGUACUAUGAUAACCAUAUUAUAACUAGCUAGAUAUACAUGUGUGUAAGCUUUUCAAUAAAUAAUCACUAGACUUUAACAAAGAAUAUGAGUAUUGCUAGUAUAUUUAUAUUUUCGUGUAGCAGUUCAUAGUUUGUUGAGUUGCCAUCUCUCUGGCUUAUGUCUGUGAAACGAUGACUGAUAUUUCUCUUCGCAAUACUAAAAGAAAGUUUCACAUUUGACUAA